UGCCCUCUAGCGGCUAAAGGGGGAACUAUGUUGUUUAUGCAUGUUGCCAUGGAUACCUUUCACGGUCGGUGACCCAAACAAACAUCGACUGGAGUAUCUGCUGCGAUAUUCUUCACAUUACGGCUCUUUCUGGGCAGUGGGCGUGGCCUUAGGGACAUCAUCAUGAGCGCAGACGUAUCGCAUGCGCUUAUUAAUAUUCCUCACUGAGAAAAAUAUCAAUAAGCGGCAUUGUGUCUUUUGAUGUGUUGCGAAAAGUGAAAAAAAAAAAGUGGGUAAAUACGUGACGGCUAAGGAGCAGGUGGUGGACCACGUGAUGGGACGCCACUGAACGAUGCUUUAGGGAAGACACGGAAGUUCUUACGAGACGUUUGAUGACUGGCCCUUAUUGAUGCCUCGACUCUGACCGAUCUAUGGACAAAGAGAAACGGGGGGAUGGGGGGUCAAGUGGAGGCCAUUGUGCUUUCCCCCGCCCCUGGGGAGGAGGAGGCCACGCAGGACGGGGGGUUUCAGGAGAGGCCAGACCAGGAGCUUUGGCGUCAAGGUGACCAAGAGGAAAAGGACCCACAGGAAGGGCAAGACUCCCAAGUGUCUGGGAAGGACGAUGGAGGAAAGAAGGAAAAGGAGGACACAGGGGGCGGCAACGGUGAGGACAGUAAGGAUGCUGAAGAUAAAGCAAGACAGGAUGGGGAUUCCAACAAUGCAGGACGGGCAGAAUUCGACGGAGGGAAGGUCACGGAGGGCACUGCCAAAGAUGAGAGUAACAAAAAGCCCGCCUUGGAAGAUCGCUCUGGGAACAAGAAACGGAAAGGGAGUGGAGGCAGAGACGACAAGCCUCACUCUGUUGAGAUCAGGAUCCAUCCUCCCAACGCCAAGCGCAUAUCCACCUCCAAAAGGCAAGCCACAAAUACAAAAAACGCAAACACCGCUCAGAAGAAGGUGCCCAGCAGCAGUUUGAAGCCGUCCAAGAUGCGAGACGGCGAGGAGAGGGGGUCCAAACUUCCAUCGCCCGAGCGAGGGUCACGCGGUGCUUCUCCGGAACAAGGGCGCAACAAAUCUCCUGGCAGCGGGCGCGCCUCGCCUCACGGAGGGCGCCAGGGCUCAGACGUGGAUGAGAAGGCCAAGUCCAUCAUCAGCAAGACCUCGGAUUCAGAUAAGCUGAUGGAAUCUUUCAUGGGGCAGGACGCCGAGGAGAGCAAUAAGAACAAGACCAACACUGGCGGCGGCGGCGGCGGCGGCGAGGUCCCUAGAGAUGCACCACCCGCUUCCCACCCGAGGAAGCCGCCCGUGGAGGAUAGGGCGUUGCAGGCCAUCCUCGCCGCCCGCAGGAGGAGCCUUGAGAACGCUGGCAAGGCUGAGCCGCGUCGAAACAAAACCGAGGAAGACAUAAAGGCCAAGCAGUCGGAGGAGGCCAAGCGGCAGGAGCCCGCCACCGUGGACCCGCCGCCCUGGAUGGCCGGCGCGGCGGGUGGUGUGGCAGGGCUCGGAACCUUGGGGAAGGGGCAAGGGAAAGGCAGAGGAAGAGGAAGAGGACGAAGCAAGUCGAGUGGCGGCCGCCCGAGCAACAACGACGAGGGAGGAGGAGGAGAAGACUCGGCACGCACCCUCAAGGGCAAGAUGGUCAAUAGGUUUGUAGUGACGGAGCUGCGGCAGAAGAGGAAGCUGAUGGGCCACCUGGGAGCACCGGGGCGGGAGGAGGUAUACUGCGACAAGGACCGAGCCGCUGCAGUGGCCAUGGGGGACCAGGACAUCAAGACUUCCCUCAAGGUUAAAAGAAAAAAAGAAAGACGCUUAGUACAGCCUGAAGAAACUAACUUCUCAGCGCACCUGACGGAGGCACAGCGAGCCAUCACGCUGGGCAAGGUGGAGACCGCUCUUUCCUGCGCCCAGAAGGCGGUGGACAGCGGCGGUGACCCAGCUUCUCUGGUGGUGCGGGGUCGCUGUCAUCUGCUGCUGGGCCACCUGCAAGAUGCCCUGGAGGAUGCCCGGGCAGCACUCACGCAGGAUCCUUCACUGGUAAAGGCCGUGUUGGUGCAGGCGGAGGCUCUGUAUGGCAUGGGAGAAUUCGAGCGGUCUCUGGUGCUGUUUCACCGAGGGGCACGCAAGCGGCCCGACCUGACGGCCUUCACGCGCGGCAUCCACAAGGCAAGGGAAGCCGUGGUGAAUGCUAUUGGAGCUAUUGGUGGGCCUCGCGACGGAGGUGACAAUAAAGGUGACAAGUUUCCCGAACCGGAAGAAGUACAGACGGCGACGACUCUGACUGACAGUACCACGGGGUCAGGACAGUCUCAGGCCACCAGUGUGACAGCCGCCUCCACGCCCCACGGCCCCAAGACGUCCAAAACAGCCUCCAAGAGAUUGCUUGGUGGACUGAGCCGCGACAAGGAGUUCUUAGCAUCUCUCGUGAGUCACCGGAGUCUGCAGAAGGAGCUCGCGACGGUGAACACCAGCGUGGGCUCGGGCUCCCAGGUGGCUGCCGUGGCUAAAGAGGCGCUCACUUCUCUGCAGCACCUGGAGUCCUUCAUGUGGCAGCGAGACCCGGGAGGUGCAGGGGGCGGCAUCGGGAACGUCAGGGGCGGCGACUAAGACAGUGCUUCAGGAGAGGGAGAAGAAGGCAAGAGCGAGACUGAAGGCAACUCUACGACGUCGAGUGAAUGCAGUCCUCCAGAAACUCCAGCAGGAAGGAGACGUGGAGGGCCCCAUGAGGGAGGCCGAGGAGUUGCUGGCGGAGGUACGUGACGCGGGCAUCGGUGGGUGGCUGCUGUGUCGCCUCCUGGUGGGCGUGGGAGUGGCGCUGCCCAAGUGUGGACGCAAUGAAGACGCC
Messenger RNA from Scylla paramamosain (green mud crab), 2821 nucleotides. RefSeq lists its product as uncharacterized. Lineage: Eukaryota; Metazoa; Arthropoda; Malacostraca; Decapoda; Portunidae. The transcript has 15 exons. The record is from RefSeq and is a predicted model, not a curated record. Gene Ontology annotation, molecular function: protein binding. Gene Ontology annotation, cellular component: cytoplasm. The coding region runs from base 433 to 2583 and encodes 716 amino acids.